AUGGAGAUUGAGAAUGAGAGGGUGGCUAAACGAAUCAACAAACUUGAAGAUGACUUGGAGAAACUAAAAAGAGGUGUAUUUAAUGUUUUUGAAGCUGCAAGAUGCCAGUUAAGGGGUGUCAUUGAAGAUGUUGAAAAAGAACCACUGGAAGAAUCACUUGGAAAAGUGGUGGGGAAACCUAUGAAAAAACAUGGAACACCAGUGAAAAAAGAUGCAACACCUUUAAAAGAAGAAAUAGAAAGUAGUAAGAAAGAAAAUGGGACAGGAAACAUGGUUGAUAAGGAAGAAGGGAAUGGAACAUGA
This is a messenger RNA of Lactuca saligna, 303 nucleotides long. The record is from the annotation of a GenBank genome assembly. Lineage: Eukaryota; Viridiplantae; Streptophyta; Magnoliopsida; Asterales; Asteraceae.